Panicum hallii is the source of this 2940-nucleotide messenger RNA. RefSeq names its product serine/threonine-protein kinase CTR1-like. The transcript is spliced from 16 exons. The coding region runs from base 255 to 2660 and encodes 801 amino acids. Gene Ontology annotation, biological process: protein phosphorylation. Gene Ontology annotation, molecular function: ATP binding; protein kinase activity. The record is from RefSeq and is a predicted model, not a curated record. NCBI's taxonomy places the organism in Eukaryota, Viridiplantae, Streptophyta, Magnoliopsida, Poales, Poaceae.
UGCCCUGCGCUGGGCGCGCCCCACCCGGCAGGCGCCCGCUCCUCGACCCGACGCGACUCCCCAGUCCCCACGGCACGGGCCACCAGCCCUCCUCCGUCCAUCCACCCGCAAGUCAGCGUCGGCCGCCCCUCACAUGCGCGAGAGGCGGCCGCCCCUCGUCGUAGCAGUGAAAAAAGGCACGCGGAAAAGCGCAGGCAGCGCCGCGCCCGCCACGCCACCAGCGAUCGACAGAUCGACCGGCGGCCGCACGCGGGAUGAUGAAGGACGCCAAGUGGCCGCACGCGGCGGCGAGCGCUGGCGGGAGGCGCGCCGCGGGGGCGCCGUACGCGCUCCUCGCCUCCUCCCCGCCCGCCAGCGUCGGCAACGGCGGCUGCUCGCCGCACUACCCUCCCGCCCCGGCGUCCGACGACGACGGGGGCCCCGCCUCGUUCGACGCGGCCGUCGCCUCGGCCAGGCCGCCGUUCCAGCAGCAGCAGCAGCAGCAGCCGGCGCAGAGGAACCAUGGCCCCCAGCUCGGCGUCGCGGACUGGCUGCUGCUGCAGCGGCAGUCCAGCGGGAGCAGCGUCGGGGGCGACGACGGCGAGGGGUCCUCCACGGCCUCCACCCUCGCCAACGCGGCGGCGGAGUACAGGGACAGGGGCGACGCCGACCGGCCGCCGAGCAGCAGCGGCGGCAAGAGUUGGGCGCAGCAGGCGGAGGAGGCUUACCACCUCCAGCUCGCCCUCGCGCUCCGCCUCUGCUCCGAGGCCUCCUCCGCCGCGGACCCCAACUUCCUCGACUCCUCAUCCAACGCCGCCGCCGACCACCUCCAGCACAUCGCGUCGCCCCAAUCCCUCUCGUACCGCUUCUGGGUCAAUGGCAGCUUGUCCUACUCCGACAAGGUCCCGGACGGUUUCUACCUCAUCCAGGGGAUGAAUCCCUUCAUAUGGACGCUCUGCAACGACGUGCACGACGGCGGCCGCGUCCCCUCCAUCGAGUCUCUCAAGGCUGUCAAUCCCACCGAAUCUUCCAUUGAGGCGGUCAUCGUAGACAAAGUGGCUGACUACGAGCUGAGGCAGCUGAUAAGCAUGGCUAUCGAUGUUUCUCGGAACCGUGCUGACUCCAAGGAGAUCGCCACUCGACUCGCAGGCGUCGUGUCCGCAAAGAUGGGGGGAUCAGUAGCAGCUACUGAGGAACACGGGUUGGGACCGCGGUGGAGAGAGACUGUUGGGUUCCUGAAGAUUAGCUCAGGGUCUGUUGUCCUUCCAAUUGGAAAGUUAUCAAUUGGCUUUUGCUGCCACCGAGCGCUACUGUUCAAGACCCUGGCGGACUCCAUCAAUCUCCUCUGUCGCAUUGUGAAGGGAUGCAAGUACUGCAAAGCUGGUGCUGCCGCUUCUUGCUUGGUGCGCUUUGAUCAUGACAGGGAAUAUCUAAUUGAUUUGAUAGGGAACCCAGGAUUCUUAUCUGAACCUGACUCCCUCUUGAAUGGACUAUCAUCCAUCUCGGUUUCUUCACCAUUGCGCCCACCAAAACAUAACUCAGUUGAUAUUGCUGAUAAUUUCAAGUCGUUGGCCAAGCAAUAUUUCCUUGAUUGUCAAGCGCUAAAUCUCAUGUUCAGUGAUCCAGCAGCUGUUAUCAACUUAGAUGAGGCUGUGGGAUCAAAUCUAGGUCCAAACUCAUCACAUGGAACAAACAGUGAUUGUCAAGCUACCUUUCCUCAUCUUAAGGCUGGUGCUCAACUCGGUAGUCAAGAUGAAAAUUUUAUAAUGCGAAGGAGUUUCCCGGAGGAUACUCAGUCUGGACUAAGUGAUCCCUUUAGUGAUAUGUCUCUUGACAUAGAAGACUUGAUUAUCCCAUGGAGCGAGCUUGUUUUGAAAGAAAAAAUUGGUGCAGGUUCUUUUGGUACUGUGCACCGUGCAGAUUGGAAUGGCUCGGAUGUUGCUGUAAAGAUUCUAAUGGAGCAGGACUUCCACCCAGAGCGACUCAAAGAAUUUCUGAGAGAGGUUGCAAUUAUGAGAAGUUUGCGACAUCCAAACAUUGUUCUUCUUAUGGGUGCUGUUACUCAACCACCUAACCUUUCAAUUGUCACCGAAUACCUAUCAAGAGGUAGCCUGUACAGGCUUUUACACAGGCAUAGUGCAAGGGAAAAUCUCGAUGAGCGGCGGCGUUUGAGUAUGGCUUUCGACGUGGCAAAAGGGAUGAAUUAUCUUCAUAAGCGCAAUCCUCCAAUAGUCCAUCGGGACCUAAAGUCACCAAACCUGCUGGUUGACAAAAAGUACACUGUGAAAGUCUGUGACUUUGGUCUCUCCAGAUUGAAGGCGAACACCUUUCUGUCUUCUAAGACUGCAGCAGGGACUCCUGAGUGGAUGGCACCAGAAGUUCUACGUGAUGAGCCAUCAAAUGAGAAGUCUGAUGUUUACAGCUUUGGUGUUAUCCUAUGGGAGCUCAUGACAUUGCAACAACCAUGGAGCAAUUUAAACCCAGCUCAGGUGGUAGCAGCUGUUGGUUUCAAGGGACGAAGGCUUGAGAUUCCAAGUAGCAUCGAUCCAAAAGUGGCAGCAUUAAUUGAUUCCUGUUGGGUCAGAGAACCCUGGAGACGGCCCUCGUUUGCCAGUAUCAUGGAAUCCCUGAAACCGCUCAUCAAAACACUACCACCCAAUGAACUCCCCGAGGAAAAUUAGUCGCAGUCCCAGAGACACAAGCUUCUGACAUCUUAGGCAGCAAAAGAUGACUAGCUAUCUUGUUUAUUAAGCAUAGAGGUUCCAGUUCUUGUUAUAAUAGUUACGUUUGUGUUCUGAAGUUUAUUCAGAUUAUAGAUCAUACAGAUUGCCGCACUGGUCAUAUUCUUCAAGAACGCUGGUUUUUGUGACAAUAUGUAUAAUCAUACUACAUUGUAAUGUACAUAGAAAAAUGAACAGGCUGUGAAUAAAUUCCAUCAGUUCAGUCCUAACACGAUCUUCA